AUGGCCAAAGAAAUCAACGUUGUCAAUGGUGAAAAGCCGUCCGAUCCUGGUAUCGCACAUGAUGCCGAGUCCUGUGCCCCUGGCCAGGUGGACUCCAGCCCUCUGCAGAGAACCGAAACGCACCGCAACAUCAAGUCCCGUCACGCCCAGAUGAUUGCCAUCGGCGGAACCAUCGGCACAGGCCUCUUCGUCGGUAUCGGCCAAGCCCUCGCCAUCUCGGGACCUCUCAACCUACUCCUGGCCUAUGUCACCAUCUGCUUCUUUGUGUAUUGCAUCAUGACGGCAACGACCGAAAUAAGCUCCUACCUGCCUAUCCCUGGGUCUUCGAUGGCAUACUACGGAUCACGCUUUGUCUCAAAGAGUCUAGGUUUUGCCAUGGGUUGGCUUUACUUCUACUCUUUCGGCAUUCUCGUCGCCUACGAGAUCACGGCCGCGGCCCUCGUAAUCGACUACUGGCCUAAUCAGGUUCAUAUCGCAGUCUGGAUCACCGUUAUGCUCGUUGUUAUCGUUGCACUCAACUUUGCCCCCGUCGGUGCAUACGCAGAGACAGAGUUUUGGUUUGCAUCAACAAAGGUCUUUAUGAUCCUCGGCUUGCUGAUCCUCUCCAUCGUUCUCUGCUUUGGGGGAGCUCCGGCACAAGAUGGACGGCUCGGAUUUACAUACUGGAAGGACCCAGGUGCUAUGAACGAGUACCUUGUAGGUGGAGCUGCCGGCAGAUUCUGCGCUUUCAUCUACGCCUUGACAUUUUCCGUAUUUUCCUUCAACUUUGGCCCUGAGCUGAUCGUCAUCACCGGAGGAGAAAUGCGGGCACCUCGCAAGAACCUCCCCCGGGCAGCUAAGACCUUUGUGUACCGGUUGAUCACCUUCUACAUUCUAGGCGCUUUGGCCAUCGGUAUUAUCUGUCGAAGCGACGCACCAGGUCUGCUAAGUGGAGGCAAGGGAGCCGCUGCCUCGCCCUGGGUCAUCGCCAUCAAAGACGCGGGAAUCCAUACGCUUGACAGUAUCAUCAACGCUGGUAUCAUCAUUUCAGCGUGGUCGUCUGGAAACUCGUACCUUUACAUGUCCAGUCGGUCCUUGUACUCACUCGCCAUGGCAGGCAAUGCGCCCUCCAUCUUCAAGCGCUGUACCUCCUGGGGUCUUCCCAUCUAUGCAGUCAUGGCAAGCUCCCUGUUCGGGCUUCUCGCCUUUCUCAACGUUUCCUCUGGCGUGUCGUCUGUCUUUACCUGGCUCAUCAACCUAACCAACACUGCUGGUUUCACCUCGUGGGUCUGUUGCAGCAUUAUUCUCCUUCGGUUCCGCAAGGCUUGUGCGGCUCAAGGGAUUACUGACGUGCCCUUUCGAUCUCGGCUCCAGCCGUUCGCGUCCUAUGCUUGCAUCAUCUUCUUCACAUGCUUGCUUUUCCUGAAUGGCUUCGGAGUGUUCUUCCCUGGAAACUGGUCGACUUCUUCCUUCCUAACGUCCUACAUCGGUUUUCCCAUCUUCAUCGCCAUCUACUUUGCGCACAGAAUCUGGAAGAGAAAGGAUGCUUGGAUCAUUCCGUCGUCUCAAAUGGAUCUCACAACUGGCCUUGACUACAUUCUUGCCCUGGAGUCAAUUGAAUUGGAGUCAAGACCUAAGGAAAAGGCUAAUCGAGUUGUUAGCGCGCUCAAGAGGGUCCUCAGCUAA
Molecule: messenger RNA, 1665 nt
Organism: Fusarium keratoplasticum
Lineage: Eukaryota; Fungi; Ascomycota; Sordariomycetes; Hypocreales; Nectriaceae
Product: AA-permease domain-containing protein
Exons: 1
Coding region: 1-1665 (554 amino acids)
Biological process (GO): amino acid transmembrane transport
Cellular component (GO): membrane
Molecular function (GO): amino acid transmembrane transporter activity
Source: RefSeq, a predicted model, not a curated record